Messenger RNA from Anoplophora glabripennis (Asian longhorned beetle), 2079 nucleotides. It is a transcript of the gene Swim, whose product is annotated as tubulointerstitial nephritis antigen-like. NCBI's taxonomy places the organism in Eukaryota, Metazoa, Arthropoda, Insecta, Coleoptera, Cerambycidae. Gene Ontology annotation, cellular component: lysosome. The transcript has 9 exons. The record is from RefSeq and is a predicted model, not a curated record. Bases 201 to 1526 code for a protein of 441 amino acids. Gene Ontology annotation, biological process: proteolysis. Gene Ontology annotation, molecular function: cysteine-type peptidase activity.
UCACAGAUAUUUUCAAAAAAUUAUCUCGUAGAAACUCGUAUUUUCAUUCAUUUCAAUUCAGUUUCGUUUUGGAAAACACUCGGGACCAAUAUUCAAGAACAGUGAUUUUUACUAGAUUUCACAGUAUCAUUUCUUACCUGUAGUCUGUGUCAAUUUUAUGUGUAGUUUUGAUAAUUUAAGUGUUAGCCAAUUUAGUAAAGAUGGGGUGGGACAAGAGUUUCUACAUCAGUUGUUUAGUAUUACUAUCAGUAUUUCUAUUAGUGUCAACAGCACCUCAUGAUGACUUUUCUGAUCUCAGAGGAUCUUACUGUAGAGAAAGAAAAUGGUGUUGUAAUGGGAGAGAAGACAGUUGUGCUGUUCCAAUACUAGAUUCUUCAAAAAUUUCAGGAACGUUAUGUUAUUGCGAUAAUUUUUGUAACAACACAAGAGUAAACGAUUGCUGUCCAGAUUAUCUGCCUUUUUGUUUUGGAGUGGAAGAGGCUCGAAAGUGCCAUGAACGCCAAGGCAAGGUUACAGGCAGGAUCGUAGAGAACUGUAAUGAAUGUAUUUGUAAAGGUGUAGACGAAUUUACUGAUCCCGAAUGGAUAUGCGAGAACCACACGUGUAUCAUUGACAGUUCCACAAUUCAAAGAAUCGAUGGACAAUAUCCCUAUAGUUGGAGUGCAAGAAAUUAUAGCGAAUUCUGGGGAAAAACUUUAAAAGAAGGUGUUGGCAGGAGAUUGGGUACUCUUCCACCACAGCGAUUCGUUUUGAAGAUGACUCCAGUAAGGAGGGCAUACGAUCCAAAUGCGCUCCCCAAGGAAUUUGAUUCAGAGGAGAAAUGGCCUACAUUUAUUUCUGGAAUUCAAGAUCAGAAAUGGUGCGCUUCAUCGUGGGCAGUCUCUACAGCAGCAGUUGCAUCAGAUAGAUACGCUAUACUAUCCAAAGGUCGUGAAAAAGUGCAGCUCAGUGCACAAAAUCUAAUUUCCUGCAACACUAAAGGACAAGAAGGUUGUGAAGGAGGCCAUUUAGAUAGGGCUUGGUCGUUUGUAAGAUACAACGGGCUUGUGGAUGAGGAAUGCUUUCCGUACGAUGCUACAGAUAAAAAGUGCACGAUAAGGAAGAAAGGGCGUCUGUUGGACGCUGGAUGUAGCCCCCCACUUUAUAAAGAUCGCAAAAAUAGGUACACUGUCUCACCAGCCUAUAGACUUGGGAAUGAAACAGAUAUUAUGUACGAAAUUACUAGAUCUGGACCUGUACAAGCUACGAUAAAGGUGUACCACGAUUUCUUCAUGUACGGAGGGGGGAUUUACAAGCAUACUAAUUUAUUGAGAACCGAUAAAAAGGGUUACCAUUCCGUAAGAAUUGUUGGGUGGGGCGAAGAAAAUACUCCCGAAGGUGUUCAGAAGUAUUGGAAAGUGGCUAACAGUUGGGGCCCUUACUGGGGAGAGAAUGGCUAUUUCAGAAUAUCAAGAGGAAACAACGAAUGUGAAAUCGAGUCCUUCGUGUUAGCUAUAUGGCCCCAUGUGGAUAGGAAGCUUUCCUAAUCAUCACCAGUAAACGUAGAUUAAGAAGAAGAGUGCCAUUUUGUAAAUUAGAACGAGUCCCGGUACCAACACAAAAUUUUGAAGAACUACCUUUUGAUAUCUUAUACAAAUUUUUGGUAAAAACUUUACUUAAACUGCCAUGUCGAUGUGUUCUAGAGAAAGCGCACUGUUGAUAAAAGAGGAAUAUUUAUUAUUUUGUUAUUGAUGUAAGUAAACGCUUAGGAUAUAGAGACAUUAAUGACGCGAUUGUAAGUACUCAUGUAUUUGUAAUUGUAAUUUAUUAUUAUAUCCAUCAUAUAUUUUUUUAUGUUUAGAUAGCUUUUUAUUAAUUAGUAAGAUUCAAUAAACAUUUUAAAUUAAAGGAUUCUUCGUGAACUAUCCCGAAUUCCAUUUUUUUAACCAUUGGAGUCCUUAUUAGGUUAGUGUUGUUUCAUGUUCGUUGGUUUACUUUUCACCCUUCCUACUAGCACAGAGUAAACACGUGUUAUUAUUGUUCUUGUUACACAAGGAAAGCAGUCAGUUAUACAGAGUGAUUCAGAAUAAUGUACCAUAA